Messenger RNA from Centruroides sculpturatus (bark scorpion), 617 nucleotides. RefSeq names its product 60S ribosomal protein L21-like. Gene Ontology annotation, cellular component: ribosome; cytosolic large ribosomal subunit. The transcript is spliced from 5 exons. Bases 81 to 563 code for a protein of 160 amino acids. Gene Ontology annotation, molecular function: structural constituent of ribosome. Lineage: Eukaryota; Metazoa; Arthropoda; Arachnida; Scorpiones; Buthidae. The record is from RefSeq and is a predicted model, not a curated record. Gene Ontology annotation, biological process: translation.
GCUUAAACUUGCCAAGUUUCAUUCUUUUGGUGUUGCUUGGUGCCAUCUUGUCUUUUGAGAACUGAAGUCAGCUAUAAAUAAUGGUAAAUACAAAAGGCUACAGAAGAGGUACCAGAUACCUAUUUUCUAGAAAGUUUAGAAAACAUGGUGUUGAACCAUUAUCUACAUUUCUAAAAGUAUAUAAAAGAGGUGACAUUGUUGAUAUAAAGGGAAAUGGAGCUUUCCAGAAAGGAAUGCCUCAUAAAUUUUAUCAUGGGAAAACUGGCAGAGUAUUUAAUGUUACGCCACAUGCUGUGGGUGUUAUUGUUAAUAAAAGAGUGAGAAAUCGAAUAAUCCCAAAAAGAAUUAAUGUGAGAGUCGAACAUAUCCAGCAUUCAAAAUGUCGUCAGGAUUUCAUUCAGAGAAUGAAGGAUAACGAACAGCGUAAGAAAGAAGCAAAGGAGAAGAAGAUUAGAGUUUCCCUUAAGAGACAGCCCGCUCAACCCAGAGGAGCUCACUUUGUUUCUACUAAGGAUAAUAAGCCACAGUUGUUAGAACCUAUUCCUUACGAAUUCAUUGCAUAAUGUAAUAAAUGAAAAUAAAAAAAAGUGAAAUUAAAUUUAAUUUCUGUAAAUUUA